AUGGCCGAUACGAAGGCCGCGACCGACUACGAAGUCGUGACCACGCCCAAGGACAUUUAUGACGUCGAAAAGCAAGCCGGCGAAGAGACCGCGGCCGCGCCCGUCGAAGGCUGCUCGAUCCUCUUCAUGGUGCUUCUCUGCGCGCCCAAGAUGGCCAUGAACAUGGCGUGGGCGGCGCAGUGGGCCGCGCUCGGCCCGCUCCUUGAAAUUCUUCUCGACUCGUCGUGGGUCCAAGUCGUCCAGCUGGUGGGACCGACCACUGGUCUCCUCGUCGCCCCCACUGUCGGUGUCCUCAGCGACAACUGCACGUCCAAGUACGGCCGUCGUCGCCCGUACCUCUUUUGGGGUGCGGUCACGAGCGCCCUCUGCUGGCUCAUCAUGAUGCACACGGUCGACAUUGGCGAGGCGCUCGGCGACACCAAGUCGUCGCAGCUCACCGAGCACUACGCCAAGAACCUCCCCGUCUCGCGCAAGUGGACGACGUUCUUCACGGUGAUUUGCUACAUUUGGAUGGACAUUACGUGCAACGUCACGCAAGUCCCCGCGGGUCUCAUCAUCGCCGACUUUGCCGGCGAUCGCCAAGUCACCGCCGCCUCGAUCGGUGGCGCCUACUCGAUCGCGGGCUCGUUUGCGGUCUCGGGCUACAUUCUCUUUUUCGGCGCUGCCCACGAGUCGAUCAAGCCCUUCAUGGCGAUGCUCAUCGUGAUCAUGCUCGUGACGACCAUGUCGGUCUGCUUCUUCGUCAAGGAGACGCCGUACGUCCCCGCAGUCGCCGUCAACAAGAAGGACGAGAUCCGCGCGGCGUUCUCGGCCGUCUGGACCGGCAUCAAGCUCCUCCCGAGCCUCCUCAAGGUCUACGCCGUCAUGUUUGUGCUCAUUCAGUACGGCUGGACCGCGUACACGGGCGCGAAGGGCCAGUUCUUUGGCAUCGUCGUCAAGGGCGGGUCGUCCGAGGGCGCGGACAAGUGCGGCCACGACGACCUCCCGCCGUGCACGGAAGCGCAGCAAAACUUCAACGACGGCGUCCGCCUCGCGAGUGGCACGACCGAUACGAUUCUCAACUGCGUCUCGCUGCUCUUCCUCGCGAUCCUGCCGCUCCUCGUGCGCAAGUUUGGCGCCAAGCGCGUGCUCACGUACGCGAUCAUCCCGCAGACGCUGCUGAUUGCGAUGGCGUUCUCCAAGAUCGUGUGGCUCGACAUGCUCAUCAUCGUCAUGUGCUGCGCGACGCAGAGCGCGCUCUCGUCGCUGGUGAUGCCGACGAUCAUCCACGUCAUUGGCCUCGGCGCCAACAACAACCUCGGGUUGUUUGCCGGCGCCUUCAACUCGGCCAACUGCCUCGGCCAGUUCCUCAACUUUAUCUUCUCGUCGAUCCUCGUCAAGUCGCCGAUGGGCUACGCGCUCCCGGUGCUCGUCGGCGGUAUCUUGAGUGCGCUCGCGUUCUUGUCGCCUUCUUCAAGCUCGAGCUCAAGAUGCACUCGAUGUAA
Messenger RNA from Saprolegnia parasitica CBS 223.65, 1484 nucleotides. NCBI's taxonomy places the organism in Eukaryota, Oomycota, Saprolegniomycetes, Saprolegniales, Saprolegniaceae. The record is from the annotation of a RefSeq genome assembly.